Molecule: messenger RNA, 1185 nt
Organism: Polyodon spathula (Mississippi paddlefish)
Lineage: Eukaryota; Metazoa; Chordata; Actinopteri; Acipenseriformes; Polyodontidae
Product: vertebrate ancient opsin-like
Exons: 4
Coding region: 1-1185 (394 amino acids)
Biological process (GO): G protein-coupled receptor signaling pathway; visual perception
Cellular component (GO): photoreceptor outer segment; membrane
Molecular function (GO): G protein-coupled receptor activity
Source: RefSeq, a predicted model, not a curated record
AUGAUUGUGUCCAACCUUAGCCACAGUUGCACUAAGGCUAACAGCGCUUGGUGUGUAAGCAGUAGUGAUGGGCACUUGGAGGCUGCGGCGAACCGUACUCUGAGUUCUACUGGACAUCUCAUAGUAGCUGUGUAUCUGGGUUUUAUCGGCACCUUUGGGUUUUCAAACAACUUACUGGUUCUUGUGCUGUUCUGCCGCUUCAAAGUGCUGCGGUCACCCAUAAACCUGCUGCUGAUAAAUAUUUCAGUCAGCGACAUGCUUGUCUGUAUGGUGGGGACUCCUUUUAGUUUUGCGGCCAGCACGCAGGGACGCUGGCUAAUAGGAAAAACGGGAUGCGUCUGGUAUGGAUUUAUAAAUUCUUGUUUAGGUACCGUGUCUCUGAUUUCCCUGGCUGUGCUUUCCUAUGAGCGCUACUGUACAAUGAUGGGCACAACAGAGGCAGAUGCCACAAACUACAAUAAAAUAGCCAUUGGCAUUUUGCUUUCUUGGAGCUAUUCUUUACUAUGGACUUUACCUCCACUGUUUGGAUGGAGUAGCUAUGGACCUGAGGGUCCUGGAACAACAUGCUCGGUAAACUGGUACGCCAAGGAUGCAAACAACAUCUCUUAUAUCGUGUGCCUCUUUAUCUUCUGUCUUGUGAUACCGUUUUUGGUCAUAUGCUACUGUUAUGGAAAGUUGCUGUAUGCAAUCAAGCAGGUGAGUGGUGUUAAUGCAGGUAUGGCAAGAACACGAGAGCAGCGGGUCCUCCUCAUGGUGGUUACCAUGGUGAUCUGCUUCCUGCUGUGCUGGCUGCCCUAUGGGAUAGUCGCUCUUCUGGCCACAUUUGGGAAGCCUGGUCUCAUUACACCAGAGGCCAGCAUCAUCCCAUCACUGCUUGCAAAGACUAGCACAGUUGUCAACCCUAUCAUAUACAUAUUUAUGAACAAACAGUUCUACAGGUGCUUUCAAACUUUUGUGAGAUGCCCAAAUCCUUCGUUCACCUCGAGCUUCAGGAGUACCUCCAAGAUGACCAAACCGGGUCGUAAAAGCAGAAAGGCAGAGACCAACAAUGUUGCCAUCGCAGUGGCUUCUAUGGGUCAGCCAUCUACCUUUUUUCAGAACCGGACAAACCGCAAUGGUGAACAGGGAUCGUCUUUCGAGAGGUCAAAGCCUGUAGUGUCACUUGUUGCUCAUUAUAACGGCUGA